AUGUCAUAUCACAGAGACAACGCCUCUUUUCCGGCUACCUCAUCCACUCCAUCAAACGCUCCAUACGAAUACUAUGGUUUGACGUACAAACAAUGGUGCGACCUCAAAUAUCCUCAAGAGCCAUUGGAUGUUAGUAAUGCGCAGCUGGCAGCGGCCACUGGCAGAUUAGGACCAACUCGCACCGAUCCUCUUCUCUUCCCUCCUGUCAUGCCUCCAGAAUGGUCUGAUCUCCCUCAAAAUACUCCCCAGUAUUUCUCUCCUCUACCAUAUCCACCAAAUCCUAUCGAUCCAACCAUACGUAAUGAUAUCGAUGACUCCAUGGUCCUCAGAAACUCUAGAACAGUUGCGGCACAAUUAAAAACUCGAUUAUCAGGUCCUUCCAGAAGUCGUAUUCCCACAGCAGCCACGCGUCCAGCCGAAGGCGCCGCUUCUCUCGGUGCUGUUGUCGAAGAGAAACCAGACCCUAUCCGCGCUGCAGUCAUGGCAAGAUUAACCAGAGAAGCAAGAACAGCAGCCCUUCCUCUUGACGUCCCACACCGUAAACAACUUGACAUUUUGAGGGAUAUGCCGUUGCGCAGACAACUCUCUCUACGAGAACCAGACGACUUUUUUCAUCGCUCGCGUCCUGACUACUGGGAUGCAACAGCCGGAUACCUAGUGGGUGAAGUAGCCCCUGAGCCCUGCAACUACUGCAAAGCCGGUAAUGGGCGAUUUGCGGAGUGUAUUGUGGUUUCACCUCAAUCUGGCAGUGAUCGACAGCUAUUUGGAGGAGUUUGUAUGAGUUGUGCUUAUCAAAGUUCGCCGAGAAAGUGUUCGUUUCAUCCAAAUCACAAGAACUUGGAAGAUAGAAAGGACAGGGAGCGCAAAAAGGGCAAAAAGAGGACACGUAAGAGGGAUGAUUGA
Botrytis byssoidea is the source of this 903-nucleotide messenger RNA. RefSeq lists its product as uncharacterized. Bases 1 to 903 code for a protein of 300 amino acids. NCBI's taxonomy places the organism in Eukaryota, Fungi, Ascomycota, Leotiomycetes, Helotiales, Sclerotiniaceae. The transcript has 2 exons. The record is from RefSeq and is a predicted model, not a curated record.